AAGUUAGCGGUAAAUUUACCACAAGUCGGUUUCCAAGUUUUAGUCGAGCGCAAAUUUUGUAAAACGCAAGAAUAAUGGCAUCGAAUGGACAGUUGACAAGAAUGCUCUUCAUCGUAUGUUUUUUGGUACUUGGAGUUUCAUCAAGCCGGGCUCACGUGUAUUUCAGUAGCGGGGAUGAGACGAAACCGGGCCUAGAAGGGUUAGCGGAGUACCAACCUCAAGGGGAGGCCAAUGACGACGAAACAGCAUUGGUAGAUGGAGACAAGGAUGGAGACAUUCCGAACUGGAAUGACCAACAGCUGCACGCCGGUUUGGCCGCCCUCAAACACAGCCUACAGUCCAAAUACUCGUCCGCUAGCAAGAGAGCCUGGCUACCAGGCACAAAAACUGGAUUGUAUGGUAAGCGCGGCAGCCAUUGGAUGAGCCCAGAGAAGCGGCAACUCUGGGCCAAUCAGCAGUCGGGUCUCUUCGGGAAGCGGGAGGAUGGCAGGGGACAGACACCUCCGAGAUGGACCGUGAAGCGGUCAGCGGAGGAGAGCGAGUUCGGCCGGCAGAGACGCAAGGGAGGCGUCCCCCACGUCUUUCAGAGCGGGGGUAUCUUUGGCAAACGAUCAGCCGAAAAUUGGUAGACGAGAUUCCAGUAACUCUGCAGUUUGCUAUAGGAGACCAACUUUUGGGACGCUUUGACGUAACUGUGACGACAUUGCAGCCGUAUUUUUUACACAAGAGAAAAAGGUCAUACGCGCUUCAUCUGGAGACACCCACUUAAACAAAUGCCUCGAGCGGUUAUGAAUUUUUGGUAUUUAUGUUUGGAUAGGACAAAACAAUUUCAAGUAAACAAAAACACCCAUCACGUUUUGAUUCAAUACACAACAGAGGAUACUUGUUGAUGACAAUGAGCCUAUAUUUACCCAGAUUGUAAUGGUUAUUAGUCGUAUCCUGUUUCAGUUAAUUAUUAUUUUAGUAAUCACGAAUUCUAAUAAGGAUUUGAAACCACAAAUGUUCUUCGUUCUGUCAUAAACAACAUUCCUUUCUUGAUAAGUUCAUUGCAUGCCGAAGGCAUAUUUGUUGUAGUCUUAAUUUUACCAAUCCUAUCAACAAGGUAGUUAAUUUACAUGCAAGGACGUGACCAUAUAACUUUCGAUGUUCAAAAUAAUAAUUAGGAAACAAAAAUCUCUCAAAAUCGCCUACACGUUAUUGGAUAUACAGGGUGAAUCAGAAUGAUCUGGACCCAAAUUAAAGAAAAUAUUAUAAAUAUGUAGCAAUUAUCAAAACAAGUGCAAAUGAG
Messenger RNA from Patiria miniata (bat star), 1288 nucleotides. RefSeq lists its product as uncharacterized. Lineage: Eukaryota; Metazoa; Echinodermata; Asteroidea; Valvatida; Asterinidae. The coding region runs from base 75 to 629 and encodes 184 amino acids. The transcript is spliced from 2 exons. The record is from RefSeq and is a predicted model, not a curated record.